CAUUACGGGGCAGAUCGUUUCUUUAAUGGUGUACGUUACUUUUCAAACCAGCAAACGUUAGUCAGUGUGGCUAGCUGCUAGCUUGAUGAUAGGAAACAGCUUCCUAGUUACUUCCUGUUGUUUUUAAAAGGAUCGGUUUUAAACGGCUGCUCUAUGAAACUGUGUCAGAAAAUGCUAGUCAGUCUGUCAUCGCAUGCUUCAGCAGUCAAGUUCUUACAAUUUACUUCUAAGUUUCUAUGCUACAGUCUACUACAUAGGGAUUUCUAAUGUUCAAUAUGGGGCUUUAAUUAACCUCAGCAACAUUCAUUUACCUAGUUCUAAUUUGAAAUGAAGCCAAGAGCUGUUCCAAGGUCUUCCAGGUCUAAGUCACAAGAUUCUAAGAUCGAUGACAACGGUCCAAAAAAAAGACUAAAGAAAAACAUCAGAAACGAACACCUUCCUCUAUCAAACCUUUAACUGGAAAGGUUUUCUACUUGGAUUUGCCCUCUAACAAACGAAGCGCAAGACUUGAAAAUGACAUCCAAACGCUUGGAGGAACGGUUGAGAAGUUCUUCAGUAAAGACAUUAGAUAUCUGGUCAGCAGCAAGCCUGAGGCUCGCUAUGUGCACCGGCUGGUGCGGGAGUCUCCGGUCCCCAGCCCGGAGUCGGUGCUCAGCUCCCCUCGGCCCAGCAGCAGCAAGGAGGGUCACCGGAGCGGCUCCCAGGGACCCACGGACGCAGUGCAAGUCAGCCGAGGGAAGAAGCUGGUGGAGAAGGUGAUGAAGGAGCAGGAGCGUAUUAAGAUCAACAAGAUGUUGUCGAAUGCACUGGAAUGGGGAGUGAAAAUCGUUCACAUAGAAGACAUGAUUGCGUAUAUUGAAAAGAAGAAACCUGCUAUUUCUACAGAGCAGAAGACAAACCCUACAGCUGUCAAAAAAACAGCCAAGCAAGCAUGUUAUGGACGGACUUCUCAGAAACACAAUGCUAGCAGAAUCAGUAAGCCUUUUGUGAAAGUGGAGGACUCAAGUAGGCGGUACAGACCCCUCUACCUGCACAUGGCCCAGAUGCCUGUGUGUAACUUCAACUCGGCUCCCCCUGCCAGCCCUUUCCAAAUAGAGGACAAGAGACACUCCACACAUGGGCCAGAGGGGAAAGCGCACGCCGGCAAAAGCAAACAUCGAGCGCGCGAGCGGAAAGAGAAGAAAAAGGGAGGAUACUGUGAAUGCUGCGGCGUCACAUACGACACACUCCAAGCGCAUCUGAAAGGAGAGCAGCACCGGGCGUUUGUGGCUGGAGGUCACUACCAGAAGCUGGAUGCCCUCAUAGCACAGUUACCUUGGGUAUUUGCACGAGAGCCACCAGCACAGAGGGUGAAGUGUAGUGUGCCCAUCUCACCCAUUUGUGUGUCGGUCGUCAGUCGAGACCGAACAGAGGAAGCUGGAAGAUGCGACAAAGGAGGACGUGGAGGACGAGCGCAGCGGAGUCCAAGCCUGGGCACAUCAUGCUCGUCACAGCGGAGUCCGAGCUUGGGCGCAUCAUGCUCGUCACAGCGAAAGCGAAUCAGGGAAUCCCUCUCUGGAAAGAACAGAGACUCAUCAGAGGAACGUCCUUAUGUUCUGGAAUCUUCCAGGAGCAAACGGGGCUCCUUCAUGUGGGAGUCCUGCCCCACGCUGUUGAGGGCUCUCGGCGGCGACUCCAUUUUACACUCGGACAAAGUUAAUGAUGCAGUUGCCACAGAAACGACGCCUGGACCGCAGAGCAUCAAGGACCGGAAUCGGAGACGCAGAUAUCGCAGAAAGAGACAUAUUCCACUUAGUUCUCACACAGGUGAGGAAAAACACACAGACACUCUUGGGACUGAAGCUGCACAGAGUGAGGAGAUGGUGGCUUUAAGUGGGCUCGAGCAGGACUCUCCAGGUGAGUCCAUGCAGCACAAAACUGCCCAUGUCACUCAGCAGGACUCUAUACAGGGCAAACCUGUAGACAUCACGCAUUUGGACAUUACACAACAGGUGUUCAUACAGGCCAAACUUGUAGGUACUGAAAAGCAGGACUCCUCAUGGGGGGACACUGAAGACCCCACACAGCAGGACUUGACGGAGGAGAAACCUGUAGACACCACACGACAGGAAUCGGUGCAGGGCAAGCCUGUGGACGUUACACUGCAGGACUCGAUACUGGAGAAUUCUGUGAAGGUCACAGAGCGUCAGCCAUGUCGAACUUUCAAAUCUGCUAUCACAAGACGACAGCAGCUGCCAGUCAGUUCAAAAAAGAGGCCUGUGGAUUCUGUAGACCGCGAGCCAGAACAGACUCAAAAUGCCACAGAUUUGCCAAACCCCGCACCAAAUGCACUUCAGGACGCCGCACAGCGUGGGACGACGGAUGCCUUCCGCCCCCUGCGGAGGAGAAUCCGGGCUGAAAGGAGCUGGAGGAGAGGCAGGUCCCUCUCCGUCAGGCCUCUACCCCCUGGGACCCUCGGAACGGAGGAGGCCGAGGGCUCUGCCCAGCAAUGGCAGGACCUGUGGCAACUCUUCCAGGAGAGCGAUGACCUGCAGGAGGACUUUCCAGGUUUUGCUGAAUAAAGAAAGGGGGGGGGGGGGGGUUAUGUAUGAAUUUGAGGACAAUGUGCCGUUGAGUUGGUGGGAGGAAGUGCUCUGUAGAAGACUGUCAGUGCCUCAGCUACUUCAACAGAUUUUAAUGGAAGAGACAUUCUGACCUGUGUAGGUCCAAAAUCUCUCUUAUUUUAAUUUUUUAAACAACAGGCAAAUUCACCGGCCUUAACUAAAGGCGUCUGUGCAUGUGCACAUUUUUAAUUUUCUUUAUACAUACGUGGCUAUGUAUUCCAAAAUGAAUUCCACAUUAAAUGAGGGCAAAUUCUUCUAAAACCUUGUGUUUUGAGGACGUUCAAAAGUGUAUAUUAUUACAACCACUCUGCUCACGCUUGUGAGAAGAUGUGAAGACUGGUGAUGUAGAUAUGAAUAAAAGAAUGUUUAUUCAGAA
Molecule: messenger RNA, 2979 nt
Organism: Alosa alosa (allis shad)
Lineage: Eukaryota; Metazoa; Chordata; Actinopteri; Clupeiformes; Clupeidae
Gene: dbf4
Product: DBF4 zinc finger
Exons: 13
Coding region: 759-2561 (600 amino acids)
Biological process (GO): positive regulation of nuclear cell cycle DNA replication; regulation of cell cycle phase transition
Cellular component (GO): nucleus; Dbf4-dependent protein kinase complex
Molecular function (GO): nucleic acid binding; zinc ion binding; protein serine/threonine kinase activator activity
Source: RefSeq, a predicted model, not a curated record